AAGGUGGGCCAUAUCAUAAAGAUCAUCUAGGGCGAAAAACAGAACGGCCCACUCAUCAGGAGGACUACGCCAAUGAAAUCAACGGACAGCCGAUGAUCUGCCUCAAUGUAUACGUAUGGUCCACCUCCUGAGUGGAUCCGUUCCAUUUUCGCCCCGGAUGAUCUGUACGGUGCAGCCACCUUUUUGCACAGAUCGGAUGUUCCACACGAGUGACAUUUGCCAGGAAAAAAGGAGAGCGUUUGCAUGUGAAAAAGUCUCUUGAUAAUACAUGAAACACACCAUAUGCAACUAAAAACCACCACAAAAGCUGUAUUUCCCUCCAAAAAUUCAAACGACUCAAUGCAGCCAACCACACAAACCAAAGAAUCCUAGCCGUCCACUACAAGGCCCACUCAUAUCCUCAUGUGGGUCCCACCCAAAUAUGAAAUACAAUAGCUAAACCAUGCUUCUCCAUCAAACAACAAGAAGCAACCAAACACCACCAUAUAACAUGCAUUCGAGGGCAAGCUUCUCCAAAUCCAUUCAAAGACAUUUCCCUCCAAAAUCCAAACCGCCUCCUGCAAGCUCUCACCCCAAGUACACAAACCAAAGCAUCCCAGCUGCCCAUUACGCGACCCACCCAUAUCUUCAUGUGGGUCCCACCCAAAUCUCCCCCAAAACCAACUGCCACAACAUCAUGGCCCUGCUCUUGAGAUCAUCCACCCAUCUGCAUGAAGCUAGGAAAAUCCAUGGGCUUUUGCUAGUCAAUGGCCUUUUCAAUUCAAACAGCAAUGUAGAGCUGGCAUCACACCUUCUGAAUGUUUAUCUGAGCUUUGAUAGCCUCCAAGAAGCUCUCAUUGUGUUUAACCACCUUCCUGAAAAGAACGUUUUCACCUGGAAUUCGAUUCUUAGAGGUUUUGUCAAUGCCGGCCAGUUUGCGAGAACGAUUGAAUUCUAUCAUUUGAUGAUCGCGGAAGGUCUGACGCCUGAUAAUUUCACCUACCCACUUGUUCUAAAGGCUUGUUCCAAACUGUCCGAUCUUGAACAAGGGAAGAAGAUCAGGGAGAUGAUCCGCCGCGGAGCAAAACCCAACAUUUUUGUGGAGUGCGCCAUGAUAGAUAUGUUUGCCAAAUGCGGCAAUUUGAAUGAGGCGUGGUGUGUGUUCGAUGGAAUGUCUCAGAGAGAUUUGGUCUCGUGGACUGCAAUGAUUUGUGGGACUGUGCAGAGUGGGGACUGGUCCGAGGCACUGGGGCUGUUUACAAGGAUGAGAUUAGAAGGACUGAGCCCUGAUUCGGUGAUUGUAGCCACAGUUCUUCCAGCCAGUGGUAGGCUGGAAUCUCUGCAGCUAGGGAUGGCAUUGCAUGGGUUCUCCAUAACUUGCGGAAUUGAGAGUGAUUUGUGUGUUUCAAAUGCUUUGAUUGAUAUGUACUGUAAAUGUGGCAAUACCAAUGAAGCUUGUCAUCUGUUUCGUUACAUGGAAUCCAAGGAUGUAAUCUCUUGGAGUAGCUUGAUUGCGGGCCAUUCGCAGAAUUGUGAGUACGACAAAUGUUUGGAUGUGUAUUUUGCGAUGAAGGGAUCAGCUGUGAGACCCAGUUCAGUUACGAUUGCGAGCAUUCUUCCUGCAUUCGCUAACCAGAAACAGCUGAAACAAGGAAAGGAGAUUCACUGCUUUGUCAUAAGAAAUGGGUUAGAGUUUGAUGCAUUCAUCUCGAGCGCCUUGAUAGAUAUGUACACCAAAUGCGGGUCCAUGAGAGAAGCAGAGUUAGUCUUUGAAAUCACAUCAGACAGGGACAUUGCGGUAUGGAAUUCAAUGAUAGCAGGGUAUGCUCUCAAUGGGGACACUGAAUUAGCCUUUGGGGCAUUGCGUAGAAUCCGAGAAUCAAAAUUUAGACCCAAUUCGAUAACCAUCAUGAGCGUUGUUCCGAUCUGCACUCGCUUGGGGAUGCUGCGACAGGGAGGGGAAAUCCACAGUUACGCAGUUAGAAAUGGUCUUGGGUCGAUAGUUUCCGUCAUGAAUCCGCUUAUAGACAUGUACUGCAAACGUGGGUACCUGAAGUUUGGAAUAAAUGUUUUUGAACAGAUGAUUGAAAAGGAUGUCGUGACGUAUAACACCAUCAUCGCUGCACUGGGGAUGCAUGGUAAUGCAGCUCAGGCAUUUUCGUACUUCAGUCAAAUGGAGAAAGAGAGAAUCAAGCCAAAUAAAGUCACCUUCAUCGCCCUCUUAUCAGCUUGUAGUCAUUCCGGUCUGAUUGACAGAGGCUGGUCAUUCUAUAAUUCCAUGAUUCAAGACUAUGGUAUUACGCCGGAGAUGGAACAUUACGCAUGCAUGGUGGACCUUCUUGGUAGAUCUGGAUGCCUUGACGAGGCAUGGGAAUUUAUAAAGAGAAUGCCAUUCGAGCCGAACAUUGAUGUUUUGGGAAGCCUACUUGGGGCUUGUAGAGUCCACAAAAGAAUUGAACUCGCUGAGCUUGUUGGGAAGAGGAUUUUUGAUAAGAAUCCAGAAGAUCCAGGGUAUUAUGUCCUUUUAUCCAACACAUAUGCUGCUGCAGGGAGAUGGGCGGACGCAUUGAAGGUCAGAACAAUGAUAAAAGAGAGGGGAUUGAUAAAGAAGCCUGGGAACAGUUGGAUUCAGGUGGGAUGUUCUGUGCACUUCUUUCUUGCAAGAGACAGAUUACAUCCGGAAUUCAACGAAAUACAGGAAAUUCUAGAGAGCUUGCUUUUGGAGAUGAAGGAUGAAGGGUAUAUCCCCAAUGUAAGCUUUUCCUUAGAUGAUCUACCAGGCGAUCACAACGACUGAAAAAAGGGACCGUAUGCAUUGAGUAUAAGUUCAUUGAUUAAGUGAACUGAUCACCUACAACCGGGUUGCCUUUUGAAUUUUUAUUACCAAUUUUUCCCUUGCGAAAAUUGGAUUCUGACGGGAAUAAUGCUUGUAAAAUCAGUCAAAUGUUAAGUUAGCCUAUGACUGGUGAUUGGCGA
Messenger RNA from Magnolia sinica, 2955 nucleotides. Its product is annotated as putative pentatricopeptide repeat-containing protein At3g01580. The record is from RefSeq and is a predicted model, not a curated record. The transcript has a single exon. Bases 443 to 2776 code for a protein of 777 amino acids. Lineage: Eukaryota; Viridiplantae; Streptophyta; Magnoliopsida; Magnoliales; Magnoliaceae. Gene Ontology annotation, molecular function: RNA binding; protein binding. Gene Ontology annotation, biological process: RNA modification.